Molecule: messenger RNA, 2798 nt
Organism: Epinephelus moara (kelp grouper)
Lineage: Eukaryota; Metazoa; Chordata; Actinopteri; Perciformes; Serranidae
Product: chitinase-3-like protein 1
Exons: 11
Coding region: 26-1567 (513 amino acids)
Biological process (GO): carbohydrate metabolic process; chitin catabolic process
Cellular component (GO): extracellular region
Molecular function (GO): chitin binding; chitinase activity
Source: RefSeq, a predicted model, not a curated record
CUCCCACAGGACAGACAGCACAAAGAUGAACGCAGGAAUAGCGGGUAUAAUUGUGGGUCUUCAGCUCUUUAUUCAGAUUGCAGCCACAGCCAAACUGGUAUGUUAUUUUACCAACUGGUCGCGAUACAGAACUGGUGUGGGGAAAUUCCUGCCAGAAAACAUAGACCCCUUCCUCUGUACCCACCUGGUUUAUGCCUUCGCCAUCAUCAACCAUGCUAAUGAGAUCACUGAGUAUGAGUGGAAUGAGAAAAGCCUCUAUACAUCAUUCACUGAGCUCAAAAACAGAAACCCCAGGCUGAAGACUUUACUGUCUGUCAGAGAGGGGAACGAUGGAUCUCAGUUUUCCACCAUGAUGUCCACUCAAGCCAACCGUCAGACAUUCAUCCAGUCUACUAUCAAAUUCCUGAGGACUCAUGGAUUUAAUGGUCUGGAUCUGGACUGGGAGUACCCUGGAUCUGAUGAACGUCCUCCAGAGGACAUACACAGGUUCACUCUGCUCUGCAAGGAGAUUUCAGAGGCCUAUGAAGCUGAGAGUAAAGGAAGCAGUAACACACAGCUGUUCCUCUCUGCAGCCAUGGCAGCACAAACAGAUGCUACUGAUACACGAUACGAGCUCUCUGUGAUGUCAGAGUACCUUGACUUUAUCAGUGUUAAGACUUUCGACGCCAAUGGUGGUCAAGAUAAAGUGACAGCCCACCACAGUUCACUCUACUCUGAAAACAAUGCUAACGCGGAUUAUGUUGUGCAGUUCUUGAUGAAGCAAGGAGCCCCAGCAGGAAAGUUAUUGCUGGGUUUUCCUACUCAUGCUCAUUCCUUCACACUUUCCACCACAGCAACAGGCCUGGGAGCCCCAGUCAGUGGCCCUGCCAAUCCGGGGCCCUUCACCCAGCAGAUUGGCCUCUGGUCAUACUAUGAGACGUGCUCCUUCCUGAGAGGCACCUCAGUGCACUGGAUUGAUGGUCAGAAAGUUCCCUACGCUGUCAAAGGCAGUCAGUGGGUCGGCUUUGAUAACCAGAGGAGCUAUGAUGCCAAGGUGGACUAUCUGAAGAGCAAGCAAAUGGGAGGAGCUGCUGUGUGGACUCUGGAUAUGGAUGACUUUUCUGGACAGUUCUGUGAACAGGGCAAAUAUCCACUGAUAUCACAAUUAAAACAUAAACUCAGUGAAGACUGGACAACACAAGAAACAACUCCUGCAGUGCUUCACCCCACAGACUCCUCCUCUCCAUCUGAGGGCACACAGCCCACACAGGACCCAGUCAUCACAGCCAAACUGGACACCAGCUGCUUUCAUAACAUCACCGUUGUGUAUCCUGUCAGCAGCUUCUGCACACGCAGAGCUGAUGGAUUGUAUGUAAGAUCAGACAAUCCAAAGACAUUCUACAGAUGUGUGCUGAGGAAGACAUAUGUCACAAAGUGCCACACCCUGGGAACAGAACACAGCAGUGGAGUGACAAUAAUCCCAUCACAGACUUUAGUUCUAGUUAGCUUCGUAACAGCCACUCAGCUACUUUUGUUUAGUGUGUGGACUCCAGGGGAUUUUGCUUUGUAUAGCCUUAGUGUACUGUAAAUAAAGCUCCUGGUUUGCUAUGAAAAAAAAACUUUUAAAGCUGGCAAACAGAACCAAAUACUUCUUUGACUUUGCAUAAGUCAAAGAAGUAUUUUUAUACAACCCAGAGUUCAGACACAUGUACACAGUAGCUGUCAUGAAUUGUCAUGAGAUUAUCACCGAGAGCUGUGAUUCAUGUAGGCCAGGGAUACUACUUGCUUUGCCUGGGGCCACCUCUGCAAAAUGACAGGAGGCCAGGGGGCAGUCACAGCAACCCGCAUAGGUCAGGCUUAGGCAGGGGCAUUUCUAAUAUUUGAGGUCAUUCAGGGUUUAGCCCGAACCUCUGUGGGAGGGUCCAGGGGGCUGAUAAGCUAGCUCUAUUUUGAUGGUUUUUAUGCACUCUGGUACCUUAUUUAUAUUUACAGUACAAGUUUGAUUGUAAAUCAGAAAAUGGUUGGGAGGGGCCACCUGGCACCCUGGGCCCUAAGUUGAGUAUCCCUGCUGUAAGCUAUGUAAUGACUAAUUUAUAUAAUCAUCAACUUACUGUAUUUAUUUGAUUAGGGCUACUUCAUCUGUAACUUUGGGGGAACAUUUGAGGCUUUAUAAAGAGUUGCAAGCGGUGAUGAGUCUGACCAGUAGAAAGACUUGAUUUAGCUUUAACUUUGACUUUACUGCUGCUCUGUUGUCAUGACAGUAACACCUCUAAAUCAUCAUUGUAAAAAUCCUUCAAGUCUGUUUGCUGCAGAAAAUGCAUUGGAGGGUUUUUGUGAAAACAAAUAUCUCUGCUUCAUGUUUUUUGUGCACUCACAGCAAUAUAAUCAAACUGGUUUUCAGAAGCAUAAUGGUACAGUUAAUAUAAUGCAGAGUAAACACAGUAAUGCUCUGUUCAGACUGCCUGGAAAAACGAAGAAAAGUAAAUAAUAAAAUGGAAUUAAAGUAAAUAAAAUGGUGGUUGGUUAUGGAGGGUGAGGAUGUAGUUUUCCUCUUGGUCAGGAGCUGAAUCAGUUACACUUGCUGUGAGAGAUACAAGAAGAAAAGGGUUGUAGGAUACACCAGUUCAGAGAGUGGCAUGUAACAGGCCUUACCUAAAAAGGUCACCCAGGGGUGCCAUAAAAAUGAUAUGCAGAAAGGGAUUAACCACCACAAUGUCUAUUUCAGGCUCAUGCAUGUACAUGUAAUAAACACAAAAAAAUGUGAAAUACCAAAACACCGAAAUAUGUUUUAAAGGACAGCAUGAGAGAUCAUCAUCACA